Kwoniella botswanensis is the source of this 1953-nucleotide messenger RNA. RefSeq lists its product as uncharacterized. The coding region runs from base 1 to 1953 and encodes 650 amino acids. Lineage: Eukaryota; Fungi; Basidiomycota; Tremellomycetes; Tremellales; Cryptococcaceae. Gene Ontology annotation, molecular function: oxidoreductase activity; copper ion binding. The transcript has 15 exons. The record is from RefSeq and is a predicted model, not a curated record.
AUGCGAAACCUCCUUGCUCUAUUAUCAUUAUCACUUUCCCUCGGACCAUGCUUGAUUAUAGCGCAAUCAUCCGAUUCCAAUACGAACGAAGAAGAACCUAGUGGAUUAGAUACUUUGUUUGGCGGUAUAUUUUCAGAUAUUUCCGGAUCGAAUUCUAGUGACGAUCCUCUACCUUCCACACAAGCUAUAACGGACUAUCAAUCGUUCAUACUUUCGAACGAUUUUGAAAUCACCGAUCAACCUCAACUCAGAGAAUACAAUUUCGAAAUCAAAACUGCCACUGCCAACCCGGAUGGAUUCACGAGACAGGUAUACACCAUCAACGGUCAAUUCCCAGGGCCGGUCAUAGAAUGUAACACGGGAGAUACUAUUCGUGUACAUGUGAAGAACAGUUUGGAUAUCCCUCAAACCAUUCAUUGGCACGGUAUCUCUCAAAAUGGUACAAACAUCAUGGACGGUGUUCCUGGUAUCACUCAAUGCCCGAUCCCACCUGGAGGUAGUUUCACAUACGAAUUCCCUAUCAUCGAGCAAUACGGUACUUAUUGGUAUCACUCGCAUUUUGCUAACACCAUGGCGGAUGGUAUUGCCGGAGCAUUCAUCAUCCAUUCGCCAAACGAUAAGCUCAAAAGAGGAACUGAUUACAACGAAGAGAGGGUUUUACUUAUUCAAGACUGGAUGUGGGAUCAAUCAACGGAUAUUGUUGCUGCGCUCAAAUCACCUGAAGGAUACAGAGGAUCACCUGGCGCUCCAAAAGGUGAUUCCAUUCUGAUCAACAACAUCGGCCAAACCAACUGUUCCAGCCCAAACUACCCCGAAGGAGCGGAAUGCAACCCACCUCGUCCCGCUGAAAUCCCAGUGGUAGUUGGCAAAAAGACGAGGUUCAGGAUAAUCAACAUCGGUGCUCACUCGAUGUUGAGAGUAUCAAUCGAUCAACAUGAAUUCGAAGUUGCCGAAGUCGAUACCGAUCCUGUCUUUGGUCCUACUAUCCACGAAAUCCCUAUCGCACCCGCACAACGAUACUCGAUCAUCGUCGAUGCCAAUCAAGGUAAAGCCGGAGACAAGUUUUGGUUGAGAGCCAACGUCGCUGCUGGAUGUAUGGACAAGGUCAAACAAGAAGGCUUGGCUGUUUUCAGAUAUACCAAUAACAAUGAACAGUAUGAUGAUGGUGAUGAGACACCUGAUACUCAACCUUGGGACGAUCUUGCUGAGUUUGAUUCACCUUGUCGUGAUCUGGAUGAUCAAUAUACCUUGACUCCUCGAGAUCCUAUCGAUGCUUUCACCAAGCCUUUGCAAACUCAUGCACUCUCGAGUAAAUUUGGAACCUUUUUAGGCAUGCAAGGACAGAACAUCACUGGAUUCGCAUUUAACAACAUUUCAUUCCAAAAUCAGAUCUGGGAUCCGAUGUUACCUCAUGUGAUCGAUUCGGGCAAUAACUCUGUUGAUAACGUAGCGACGGUCACGUUCGAUUGUGAUGGAUAUGUCGAUCUGAUCCUCAACAACCUUGAUGGGGGGAUCGACCAUCCCUAUCAUCUACACGGUAACGAAUUCCAAUUGAUCAAAAGAGGUGAUGGGAAUUUAACCGUUGAAGAAGCUCAAGCGAUGGAUUUGAGUAAUAUCACCAACCCCCUUAGAAGGGAUACGAUCUUCAUACCUGGGAAUGCCUACGCGAUAUUAAGGAUAAGGACUGAUAAUCCUGGUGUUUGGGCUUUACAUUGUCAUAUCGGAUGGCAUCUUGCUGUGGGAAAGUUGGCAACGAUGAUUGUCCGACCGGAUGAUAUUAAGAAUUUUGAUCAACCUGAAGAUUGGCAAAGACUCUGCGCUGGACAAGAUCCAGAUGAAGAAGGGCCGGCGAGACGAUCAAGUUCACCUUCCACCUCGCCAAUUGGGCAUUUUAGAUCUUACAAGGAAGUUAAAAAUCGAAUAAUCGCACGACAAGGUCUAAGGGAUCAAUGA